AACUCAAUGCAAGGAGGAAGCAGAGAGAAAGACAGAGGUCUUGUCAGUACCCAGCUAUGGAAAAUAAACAAACCCAAGAAAAAUUAAAUUAUUAUUAUUAAAAAAAAUAUCAAGAGAGAGGAGAACAAGAACAAGAAAGUGAGAGAGAGAGAGAGAGAGAGAGAGAGAGAGAGAGAGAGAGAGCAAGCAAGAUGAGCUAGCUAGCUCUAGCUUAGCUCCAUGAGAAGAAGAAACAGUAUGAACUAAAAAGAAAGAUCCUUUCUUCUUAACAUCUCUCUCUCUCUCUCUCUAUCCUUUUAUCAUAUCCCUCUUUUUUGAAACAGAGUCUUUGUAAAUUGAAACUUCUGGAGUAGUUCUUCUGUAUGAUUUUUUUUUAAGUAAAAGGGAGUUAUGGGCUGCUGUGGAUCCUCCUUACAGAGGGCUCACAGUCUAGGACUAGGAGCUGGUAAAAGCAACCAUAUCCCACAUCCCCAAAACAAUUUUCAAUCUCAUCCUUCUAAUGGGUCUUCUGAUCCCGCCGCCCUUACUGGUGGUGUCCCUGCUUUCUCCGAGUUCUCCUUCGCUGACCUCAAGGCUGCUACCAACAACUUCAGUUCUGAUUACAUCGUCUCCGAGAGCGGGGAGAAAGCUCCCAAUGUCGUUUACAAAGGCCGUCUUCAGAACCAGAACAAUCGCCGUUGGAUCGCCGUUAAAAAGUUUACUAAGUUGGCUUGGCCUGACCCCAAGCAGUUCGUUGAGGAAGCAUCUGGGGUUGGUAAAUUGAGGCAUAAAAGAUUGGCGAAUCUCAUUGGGUAUUGCUGUGAAGGCGAUGAGAGGCUUCUUAUUGCGGAGUAUAUGCCCAAUGACACCCUUGCGAAGCAUCUCUUCCACUGGGAGAAUCAGACCAUUGAGUGGGCUAUGAGAUUAAGAGUUGCUUUAUAUAUUGCUGAAGCAUUAGACUAUUGUAGCUCUCAGGAACGUCCAUUGUACCACGACUUGAAUGCGUACAGAGUUCUGUUUGACGAGAAUGGUGACCCUAGACUUUCUUGUUUUGGAUUGAUGAAAAACAGCAGGGAUGGAAAAAGUUAUAGCACCAAUCUUGCGUAUACUCCACCUGAAUAUUUAAGAAAUGGAAGAGUGACUGCAGAAAGUGUUAUCUUUAGCUUUGGAACUGUCCUUUUAGAUCUACUGAGUGGCAAGCACAUCCCUCCUAGUCAUGCACUUGAUAUGAUUCGAGGCAAAAACAUUCUUCUCUUAAUGGAUUCACAUUUGGAGGGUAACUUUUCAACUGGGGAGGCAACUGUGGUUUUUGAUCUUGCAUCACGAUGCUUACAAUAUGAACCUCGAGAUCGACCAAAUACUAAGGACCUGGUUGCAACCCUUGCCCCUUUACAGAAUAAACCUGACGUGGCAUCUUAUGUGAUGCUAGGAAUUCCAAAGCAUGAGGAAGCACCUCCGACUCCACAACAUCCACUCACUCCAAUGGGUGAUGCUUGUGCAAGGAUGGAUCUCACUGCAAUUCAUCAGAUUUUGGUAAUGACACACUACAAAGACGAUGAAGGAACAAAUGAGCUGUCUUUCCAAGAAUGGACUCAACAAAUGAGAGACAUGUUAGAGGCAAGGAAGCGUGGUGACUUGGCAUUUCGUGACAAAGAUUUUAAAACAGCAAUUGACUGUUAUUCUCAGUUCAUAGAUGUUGGCACCAUGGUUUCUCCCACUGUUUAUGCACGAAGGAGUUUGUGUUAUCUUCUUUGCGACCAACCGGAUGCUGCUCUUCGAGAUGCAAUGCAAGCCCAAUGUGUUUAUCCCGAUUGGUCUACAUCUUUUUACAUGCAGGCCGUUGCGCUUGCCAAGCUAGAUAUGGACAAGGACGCGGCUGACAUGCUGAACGAGGCUGCUGCUUUGGAAGAGAAACGACAAAAAGGUGGACGGGGAUCUUGAGAAUCGACCACAGUAAGUUUGCUCUUCCUGUGUUGUUCCUUAUCCGCAGUCUGCUAUUGUUGAUAGUUUUGAAACAGGAACCUAAUGUGAAGUUGCACUUAAAAUGGAAAGUCACCAACUCUGGUCAUGAAAUCAAAUUGUAACAUAGAGAGGAACUUUGUAUCUUCUCAAUAAUUGUGUUAUUUUUUCUUUCCUUUAAAAUUGGGGAAAUAUUUUCUUGGUUCUGUUUAUGUAUAAGCUUAAUACAACAUAUUUAGAUUCUUGAGUGUGCAUAAUUGUGCCACGAAGAAAAUCAGCUUUUAUUAUCAUUCAUGAUACUGGAUGAAGAGCAGGGCAACUUUAUUCCAAGUUCAAUAGGAAAAUAUUCAUUUUGAAAACAAUAUAUAUUAAUAAGAUUGUAAUCGAUGUCCUUAUAUGGCAUUUAGUA
Messenger RNA from Cucumis melo (muskmelon), 2347 nucleotides. RefSeq names its product serine/threonine-protein kinase BSK1-like. The transcript is spliced from 9 exons. NCBI's taxonomy places the organism in Eukaryota, Viridiplantae, Streptophyta, Magnoliopsida, Cucurbitales, Cucurbitaceae. Gene Ontology annotation, biological process: protein phosphorylation; brassinosteroid mediated signaling pathway. Bases 391 to 1920 code for a protein of 509 amino acids. The record is from RefSeq and is a predicted model, not a curated record. Gene Ontology annotation, molecular function: ATP binding; protein binding; protein kinase activity.